Glarea lozoyensis ATCC 20868 is the source of this 1620-nucleotide messenger RNA. Its product is annotated as 6-phosphogluconate dehydrogenase C-terminal. The coding region runs from base 1 to 1620 and encodes 539 amino acids. The record is from RefSeq and is a predicted model, not a curated record. Gene Ontology annotation, biological process: pentose-phosphate shunt; pentose-phosphate shunt, oxidative branch. Gene Ontology annotation, molecular function: NADP binding; phosphogluconate dehydrogenase (decarboxylating) activity. Lineage: Eukaryota; Fungi; Ascomycota; Leotiomycetes; Helotiales; Helotiaceae. The transcript has 4 exons. Gene Ontology annotation, cellular component: cytosol.
AUGAGCUCACCAACCGCUCGACUAGCAGCCAUCAACAUUGGCGGGUCCACGUCUGCAAGUGCGCGCGGAGCUCCGGAGCCUCAUCUCAACAACAAUAAUAGUUUGGAUUCGAGUUUGAGCUCGAAUAUUGAUCAAGAUGCUGACCAUGCUCCUAGAGGAGAUUUCGGCCUCAUCGGCUUGGCCGUUAUGGGUCAGAACCUGAUCCUCAAUGCUGCGGAUCAUGGAUUCAACGUUAUUGCCUUCAACCGUACCGUCUCAAAAGUUGAUCAUUUCCUUGCAAAUGAGGCCAAGGGAAAAUCGAUCGAGGGCGCCCACUCCAUCGAGGAGUUCGUGAGCAAGCUCAAGAAGCCCCGUCGUAUGAUGAUGUUGGUCAUGGCUGGAAAGCCAGUCGACGACUUCAUUGAGACUCUUCUUCCAUUCUGCGAGAAGGGUGAUAUCAUUAUCGACGGUGGUAACUCGCAUUUCCCAGACACCAACCGACGAACAAAGUACUUGGCGGCAAAGGGCAUUCGAUUCGUCGGUUCCGGUGUAUCUGGUGGUGAGGAGGGUGCCAGAUAUGGCCCAUCCAUCAUGCCAGGAGGAAAUGAGGAAGCAUGGCCAUAUAUCAAGGAUAUCUUCCAGGGCAUUUCCGCCAAGAGUGAUGGCGAGGCAUGCUGCGACUGGGUCGGUGACGAGGGUGCUGGUCACUACGUAAAGAUGGUACACAAUGGUAUUGAGUACGGUGACAUGCAAUUGAUUUGCGAGGCAUACGAUAUCAUGAAGCGAGGUCUCGGAAUGCAAGACAAGGAGAUUGGUGAUGUGUUGACCAAAUGGAACAAGGGUGUUCUCGACUCCUUCUUGAUCGAGAUUACUCGUGACAUUAUGUACUUCAACGAUGAUGACGACACUCCUCUUCUCGAGAAGAUCCUCGAUUCUGCUGGACAGAAGGGAACCGGAAAGUGGACCGCCAUCAACGCUCUCGAUCUCGGAAUGCCAGUCACCUUGAUCGCCGAGUCGGUCUUGGCUCGUUGUCUCUCAUCUCUCAAGGGUGAGCGUACUCGUGCCUCUAAGGUUCUCGAGUACGUUGGACGAACCAACAAAUUCGAAGGUGAUAAGCAACAAUUCUUGGACGAUUUGGAGCAAGCUCUUUACGCAUCAAAGAUUAUUUCUUACGCACAGGGUUUCAUGCUUAUGCAAGAGGCUGCCAAGGAGUACAAGUGGAAGCUCAACAAGCCAUCCAUUGCUCUCAUGUGGCGUGGUGGAUGCAUUAUCAGAUCCGUUUUCUUGAAGGAUAUUACCGCCGCUUACCGUGCUGAGCCAGAUCUUGAGAACCUUCUGUUCAAUGAUUUCUUCAAGAAGGCUAUCCACACUGCCCAGCCUGGAUGGAGAGACGUUGUUGCCAAGGCAGCACUUCUCGGUAUCCCAACUCCGGCUUUCUCCACUGCUCUCUCAUGGUUUGAUGGUUACAGAACAAAGGAUCUCCCAGCCAACCUGUUGCAGGCACAGAGAGAUUACUUUGGUGCUCACACCUUCAAGAUCAAGCCAGAGCAUGCCAGCGAGAAGUACCCAGAGGGCAAGGACAUCCACGUCAACUGGACCGGUCGUGGUGGAAAUGUCAGUGCUUCAACAUAUCAAGCAUAA